Molecule: messenger RNA, 1112 nt
Organism: Cylicostephanus goldi
Lineage: Eukaryota; Metazoa; Nematoda; Chromadorea; Rhabditida; Strongylidae
Source: the annotation of a GenBank genome assembly
AUGCCCUCACUUGUUGUUCGCGGUCGUGGCGAUGCACGGACAUCUCCUGGAUGUCGAAAAGGAGGCGUAAGCCAUUCAAAUCUUCGACCAAAAACAUCUAUUCACACCAUAUGGAAGGCUCCUGAUGUUUCAAAAGGUUGUGUCAUACUUCGAGCUUCUGUGAUCGAAUCCAAAUACGUUUGGUAUUCCGAGGAAGAAGACCUCACAAAGAAAUUUUGCGUGCAAGAGGGUUACCAAAAAGUCGUGCCAGUCGACGACCCUAACACGGAAUGCUGUGCCUGUGAUCAGGCAAAAUACGAAAUGGAAUUUAUAGGAAUAUGGAGCAAAGAAACGCAUCCAAAAGAUUAUCCAACGCUUGAGCAUCUCACUCAUUUCACCGAUAUGCUGGGUGCUUCUCACUCCAAAAACUAUUCUCUAUGGAAGAUCGGGGAGGUCUCCACGGAUGGAAUGAAAGAAAUUGCUGAAUGGGGAAAUACAUUCAAAGCUGAGGCCGAGGCAAAGGAGAAGGCAGCAGAGGUGCGUACAUUGAUGAAGGUUAAAGGACUUUGGUAUCCGGAAGUUCAAAGCAGGACAAAAGCAAAUUUUGUUGUGAACAAGUACCAUCACCUAGCCUCACUAGCGACCAUGUUCGGGCCUUCACCCGAUUGGUGUGUGGGAAUCUCAUCUGUAAAUUUGUGCUUACCCGAUUGCACAUGGGUAGGCGAGCGGACGUUUGAUCUACUUCCAUGGGAUGCCGGAACCGAUUCGGGAAUUACUUAUAUGUCCCCAAAUUCCCCGCAAGAGCCCCGAGUUCCCAUCAAAUGGAUUACCACCAAGGACGAUCCGCUCUCUCCAUUCUACUCCACCGAAACUGAUGUAAUCCCCAUGCGAUGCUUUACCAAUGAUGAAUAUCAACGUGAAGCAUUCAACAUAACCAACACCAGCGAAGAUGAAGAGUACAAGGAUAGACGUAAGGCUCAAUUGUACCAAAGCUCAGAUCUAGGAGGUGAAUGCUCAAUGACGCCCUGGGGAUCUUGGUCGUUAUGCUCGGCUACUUGCGGGAAGGGAAUUCGCAUGAGGAGUCGAGUCUUCUUGUUUCCUAUCAAGGUAAGAAACAAGAUAGUGAAUUAAUA